This is a messenger RNA of Phycodurus eques (leafy seadragon), 4011 nucleotides long. RefSeq names its product adaptor protein, phosphotyrosine interaction, PH domain and leucine zipper containing 1 (gene appl1). Gene Ontology annotation, cellular component: cytoplasm; endosome membrane. NCBI's taxonomy places the organism in Eukaryota, Metazoa, Chordata, Actinopteri, Syngnathiformes, Syngnathidae. The coding region runs from base 116 to 2278 and encodes 720 amino acids. The record is from RefSeq and is a predicted model, not a curated record. The transcript has 23 exons. Gene Ontology annotation, biological process: signaling. Gene Ontology annotation, molecular function: protein binding.
UGGCUUCCGCGUUGCCCCACGACCGCCUUCCCCAAAAAAACUUAAAAGUGGGAGUUGACGGGAUAAUUUGUUGUCCCUUCUGUCGUCAAUUGUCAUCUACCAUCAAGCAGCAGCCAUGCCCGGGAUAGAGAAGCUGCCUAUCGAAGAGACGCUGGAGGACAGCCCGCAGACGCGCUCUCUGUUGGGCGUGUUCGAGGAAGAUGCGGCAGCCAUGUCCAACUACUGCAACAUGCUUUAUCAGGCCAUGCACAGGAUGUAUGACGCCCAGAAUGAGCUGAGUGCUGCAACACAUCUUACCUCCAGACUGCUAAAAGAGUACGACAAACAGCGUUUUCCUUUAGGCGGCGACGACGAGGUGAUGAGCUCCACCCUGCAGCAGUUUGCGAAAGUCAUUGACGAGCUGAGCUCCUGUCACGCCGUCUUGUCUACCCAGCUGGCGGAUGCCAUGAUGUUCCCCGUAACGCAGUUCAAAGAAAGAGACCUCAAGGAGAUCCUAACUCUGAAGGAAGUCUUCCAAAUAUCCAGUGAUGAUCACGACACCGCCAUCAACAGAUACAGCCGCCUGUCCAAGAGGAAGGACAAUGACAAGAUGCGCGCCGAGGCGGUGGAGGACGUGUACACGUCGCGCAAGAAGCAGCACCAGACCAUGAUGCACUACUUCUGCUCGCUCAACACGCUGCAGUACAAGAAGAAGACGGCGCUGCUGGAGCCGCUGCUGGGAUACAUGCAGGCGCAAAUCAGUUUCUUUAAGCUGGGCUCGGAAAACCUCAGCCAGCAGUGGGAGGACUUCCUGGCCACCAUCGGAAGCAGCGUCCAGAACGUGCGCCGGGAAAUGGAGAAGGAGGUGGGCCAGAUGCAGGAAACCAUCGAACAGAUGGAAAGGUCAUGUGACCCGCUGUACGCACCUUGUGACCCUGACCCGCUCCACUCGCCCGUGUGCCGCAACCUCACCCAGAAGCAGGGCUACCUCUACAUUCGCAAGACAGCUGUUGAGGAAAAAAGAUGGCUUCUUCGGAAGAGUAAGACGGGCCUGGUGUCGACAUCGUGGGAGCGUCAGUACUUCUUCACGCAGGGGGGCAACCUGAUGCAGCAGGGCCGCGCGGAAGUGGCGGGCGGCCUGGUCACCGACCUGGACAACGCCUCCGUCAUGGCGGUGGACUCCGACGACCGCCGCUUCUGCUUCCAGGUCACGUCCUUCGACGGCAGGAAAGUGGUGACGCUGCAGGCGGAGAGCCGGAAGGACUGCGAGGAGUGGAUCGCUACCAUCAACAACAUCUCCAGACGCAUAUACCUGAGCGAAAACGCAGAGGAAGUGGCGGCCAGAGUCAACCAAUCGGCUAUUGAGGCGGUGACGCCGUCGCCGUCCUUCCAGCAGAGACACAACAGCAUGCGGCCUGGCAGCAGGGGCGGCGUGGGCCGAACCGGCAGCAUCAGCUCGAUGGGCUCCGAGCCGUCGCUCGCCCGCUCUGCCCUCUCGUUAGACGCCCUGGUUGCCCCGGAAACGCCCAUCCAGUUUGACAUCAUCUCCCCUGUCAGCGAGGAGAACGCCGGGCACGGCAAGACGGCAGCGCAGGCUGGCAGGAGAAGUAAUCCGUUUGGCGAGUCGGGUGACAAAACACCGGAGGACGGCGAAGACUCGAUCCUGCACCAGCUCUUCAUCGUCCGCUUCCUGGGCUCCAUGGAGGUGAAGAGCGCCGAGUCGGCGGACGUCAUCCCCGAGACCAUGCGGCAGAUCCUGGCGGCGCGCGCCAUUCACAACAUCUUCAGGAUGACCGAGUCGCACCUGCUCGUCACCUGCGACUGCCUCAAGCUCAUCGACCCGCAGACGCAAGUGACUCGACUCGGGUUCCCUUUGUCCAGCGUGCUCCAGUCGUCGUCCCACCAGGACAACAAGAGGCUGUUUGGAUUCAUCCUGCGCUCGGCCAGCGGGCAUCCUGACGGGCGAGCUGUCUGCUACAUCUUGGAGUCGAACGAUGAUGGCGAGAAGAUCUGCGACAGCAUCGGGCUGGCCAAGCAGAUCGCCCUCCACUCGGCGCUGGACCGCGGUGCGGCGGAGAAGCGCAAGGAGCAGCACGAAGCCAAAGAGAAGCAGCAGGAGGAGGAGCUCAGCAAGCAGAGACAGAUCGAGAAGGACCUGGAGGAGCAGAGCCGCCUCAUCGCCGCCUCGAGCCGUCCCGCCGGAGCCGACGGACACGUUGUGGUACUGAGCAACAGCCAAUCGGAGGAUAGCGACGCCGGCGGGGAGGAGGGCCAGAAGAAGGGCGAGUCCGACGCCUAGCGACGCACACGCCCAAAAAUGGGUACGAAGCCUCUGCCCGUCCAGCCCAAGUUCAGGACUCAACACCCGCCCGUCCGGGCUGCCUGGGGAUGAAAAACAAGUUCGUCACAGACUUUUGUUUUAGUUGUUUUUAAGGAGCUUUUUAUACUGCCGCAACUAUAGAUCUACAACCGUCGAGUUUCUUUCUUUUCGUCACCAUUUUGUCCAGAAAAUUCCCGAAAGUCCUCCCUGGCUGUUUGUCGGCUUCCUGCACUGUUUUGCGAGCGGCCGGCCGGUUAUUCCGUCGCACGUAUGAGGCCGAAUCUCUACGUCAGUGUUUCCCAACCUUUAUUGAGCCAAGGCACGUAUUCCACAGGAGAAAAAUCCACCAAACAAAAAUGUCGCACCAAGUACAGUGAAGAAUUUGCAGUUGGACAUCGACUGUUCUUGCGCUCAGGUCAAAGCAUGAAAAAUGUUCCUUUGGAGCCAUCUUGUGGCAUCUACAGCCAAUUACAGUGCAGUAUAAACCUUUCGGGUGGGGCGGUGUCCGUUACUUGCCGAUUCAUGCUAUUUGGCGGGGCUCGGUCUUGUAAAUAGUGGACUCCUUUUGAGGGCGGGUGGAUACCUUUCAGACACACCCACCUGGGCUCAAACUAUUAGGGGGAAAAAAAAAAAACUUUUUAGAAAAUAGUUUUACCCCAUCCCCACACUUAAGCGAGUUAAACUUGUUCAAACGCAACACACUUUUUAACGCUUUUCUUAGCACCUGUUCUCACUCGCUUGUUGUCAAGAAAUGGAGACUCGUAUAACAUCACUUUGUUGAAACAAAAAGAAGACUCCGAACAAGAGGCACAGCGUGCUUGCUUCAAGCUCUUUGUCCUUCCCAGCUGUAAAGUUGACGAGAAAAAUAAAAAAAAGAAUUAAACAUUAUUUAAGCACCUAAAUGUUCAACCAAACCAUAUAAUUUAAUCUUAACAAAAGUCAGCGAGACGCAUGGAGCAGCAACACAUACAAACAGGCGUACAUUCUCUAUCCUCUGUGGGAACUACUAUCACUGGAAAUUAAGUGGGGCCUUUGUUGAUGAAGCUACGUCUGUGCCAGUAUGGCACAACGUGGCGCUACUACACUGAAGGCAUGGGACUACCAAUUCGGACUUGCCUAUAUACUGUAAAAGCCCAUUAAAAAAAAACGAUGAUUUAAAACCUGCCACCGAUGAACCGCGAUAUUACCGGGGAACACCUUUAGUGAAAUAAUGAUGUCAUCUACAUUUACUCACAAAUUGACUUUUGUGUGUCAUAUAAUUUUUCUCUUGUAUAAAUGGCAACACUGGAUAAUAAUGUACUGCCUGCCAUCUAGUGGAAGAGCGUUUCAUUAUUCUGCCUGUCAGAGACAAACAAAAAAAAAAAAAAAAAAAAAGAGAGAGAGAGCCUGAACGCACCACGGCCAAAACACUAUCCUGUAUUUCAAUGACUACCAAACAAGUCAUGGGCGUGACAUGGCAAAAAAGUCACAACAAUUAGGAUGAUGAUUGAUGAUAAACGUAGCAACUUUCUGAACAUCAAAAAGAAGAAAAUGUUUCCUGAUGAUCCUGUGGGUCAUUUUGUUGGUGGUUUUGUUUUGUUCGUGUUGACCGUUAGGCACCUUACUGAUGUCAUGUUGGAUUGUACGUAUACGCCUCAUGAUAAAUGUCUCUAGUUUGUGUCAUUUAACAAAAAAAAGUAUUCUUUUUAAAGAUGAAUAAAGCACUAACUCCA